Molecule: messenger RNA, 599 nt
Organism: Rhincodon typus (whale shark)
Lineage: Eukaryota; Metazoa; Chordata; Chondrichthyes; Orectolobiformes; Rhincodontidae
Product: X-ray repair cross-complementing protein 5-like
Exons: 5
Coding region: 11-358 (115 amino acids)
Source: RefSeq, a predicted model, not a curated record
CAAUCAGCUGAUGGAGCGUCUCUACCAGUUCCUGGAAGUCAAGAAUCGAGAGUAUUACAUGAAAAGCAUGGAUUGUAUCAAAAUCUGCAGGGAGGAAGCUGUCAAGGCUGGAGAAUCCAAAUUCUUCAACGUGUCACUGAAAACCCUUAAAGCUCAUGUCGAGGCAAAGGGACUACAAGACUUCUGGGAGUUGAUUGUGCAAGACUCUAUUACUCUUAUCACAAAGGAUGAAGCUGCAGACAGCACAGUGACUAAUGAUGAAGCCAAACAGUUCCUAGCAGCAGAGGAGAAACCCAUGGAAACACCAGCAGUGGCUGAAGACGAUGGAGAUGUUGAUGAUCUGCUUGAUAUGAUGUAAGCUGAACCUUCACAAAUGGAGGAAUAGACGGUGACUGUGGGAAGGAGAAGAUGAAAAAGUCAUCUGUUCAUGCUUUGUCGAUAGACUGCUAAAGGAUGCAGGAAUGUUUACAUUGAUCUUUUGUGUGAUGAUUUAAUCAGAUAAACAUUGUUUUUACACUCAUUCUACCACUGUCUGCAAGUACUCAGAUGGUUUUUUACUCAUUAAUCCGAAAUGACAAAUAAAAACUAGUUUUGAAUUA